CAAUCGGUACCGCGCAUAUCGAGUAAAAAGUUGUUUUUGUCAAUAUAUAUGACGCAUUGGUAAACUAUAAGAAUAAAAAUCAAUGAAAUAAGUAACAAAUUAAUUGCGUAUACUAUCUUACAUUUACAAAAUAAAGUACAAGAAAAACAGAAUCUACAAAUAGAAAGGCAUGGCGCAAAUUCUGGAAAAUCAAUUAUUUGCUGCAGCGCAGGUGAUUGAGCAGCAGAUUGAUCAAGAGUGCGAUCGUUUGGACAACUUGGAUUCUGAUGACUUGAAGACGUUGCGUGAAAAGCGUUUACAAGAAUUGAAAAAGUUGAACAAUAAAAAACAAGAGUGGCUCAAUAAUGGUCACGGCACAUAUACGGAAUUGGCCGACGAGAAGGAGUUCUUUGAAGUGUCUAAAAAGUCACCGGAUAUUGUUUGCCACUUCUACAGAGAUUGCACCGAACGCUGCCGCAUUGUCGAUAUGCACCUGAAAAUACUCGCCGCCAAGCACAUUGAAGCGAAAUUCUGUAAAGUAAAUGCGGAAAAGACUCCUUUCCUAACGCAACGUCUGCGUAUUAAAGUGCUGCCAACUAUAGCUCUGGUUAAGGAUAGUAAAACUAAGGAUUUCAUUGUGGGCUUCACUGAUUUGGGAAACUGCGAUGACUUCUCCACAGAGAUGCUCGAGUGGCGUAUCGCCCACUCGGGUGCUAUUGAGUACAAAGGUGAUUUAAUGCAGCCGCCAGAUGUUAAGCGAAAACCGUUCAUCAACCGCCCACAGAAAACCAUUCGCGGCGGCUACGACUCCGAUGAUUCAGAUAUUGAUCUAGACGACUAACCUGUCGCCAACAUACAAGUAGUGUUUGGCAUUCGGUAGCGACUGAGAAGUUCAAGCAAAACAAAAACAAAUCACAAAUCAAAACUCCUAGCACAUGAUAAACACAAACCCCAAUUAGGCAUAAUUUUAGCGUUAUUUAAUCAUAUUUUUAUAAAUCCAAUCAAGCUGAUGUACACAACAGUUUUCUUUGAGAGCUUAUUUAGUUGCCUUUACCAUCACAUGUAUCUUGCUUUAAGCCCCCCGACCCACGCACACACACAGCAGCUGUCUCUUCUCCUGUAACAGGCCUUAUAUGCGUACUUUUGGCACAAUAUUAACACAUACUAACUCAAGUAAUUUACUCACAAAUGUAAAAGACAAACUGGUAUACAUAUAUAAAAACACAUAUAUAUAUAUAUAU
This is a messenger RNA of Drosophila busckii, 1220 nucleotides long. Its product is annotated as thioredoxin domain-containing protein 9. Gene Ontology annotation, biological process: microtubule cytoskeleton organization. The transcript has 3 exons. Gene Ontology annotation, cellular component: cytoplasm. The record is from RefSeq and is a predicted model, not a curated record. Bases 170 to 820 code for a protein of 216 amino acids. Lineage: Eukaryota; Metazoa; Arthropoda; Insecta; Diptera; Drosophilidae.